Cladophialophora psammophila CBS 110553 is the source of this 699-nucleotide messenger RNA. RefSeq lists its product as uncharacterized. Gene Ontology annotation, molecular function: structural constituent of ribosome. The coding region runs from base 1 to 699 and encodes 232 amino acids. Lineage: Eukaryota; Fungi; Ascomycota; Eurotiomycetes; Chaetothyriales; Herpotrichiellaceae. Gene Ontology annotation, cellular component: mitochondrial large ribosomal subunit; ribosome. The transcript is spliced from 2 exons. Gene Ontology annotation, biological process: translation. The record is from RefSeq and is a predicted model, not a curated record.
AUGUCGAAACCGGUUGCUUCACGUAUUUCGAUAUGCUGCUGGCGGUCCCUUUUUCCAGAACUUCGGCCACAGCAGUUUCGUCGUACCCUAGUCACACUACAACGCGGCCCAAUCGAGAAGCUCGACGUCCCUUCCGAUCUGCCAUCGCAAUACUGGUCUCAAAUACCGGAAAGAUUCAAACCUGACAGAGGAAAACGAGAGAUUGUAGUACACGAACCGCCGCGAUCCGAGGCCGAAACUUGCAAAGAUCCCGUCUCCAUUGUGGACAAUCGACAAUUGGCUCUUCUGGAUCCCACAGGCGCACGGGCAAAACUGUUUGAUAAGACUAACAAGGACCGCGCAAGAGUUGGAGAUAUUCUGCUUGCAACUUUCACCUCAGGCGAACCGGUCUCGGGGGUGAUUCUAUCAAUCAAAGGCUCGGGGCCUCACGCGUCCGUCCUGUUGCGCAACCAUUUGACAGGGAUAGGAAUGGAAAUGCAAAUCAAGGUGCACAGUCCAUUGGUGCAGAGCAUGGAAAUAGCCCAGAGAGCACCGAAGAGAAAGAGGCGGGCGAGAAUCUACUACUUGAGGAAACCAGAGCACGAUAUGGGGAGUGUGCAGAAAGUGGUCGACCAGUAUCUGAGGCAGCGAGCCAUGUUGACCGGCGGCAAACCGUCCAGUCAAUUGGGACGUUCGAGACCGAAGAAGGGAAAGAGAUGA